AUGAAAGGUCGUCCUGUAGGAGGUCAUCCUGUAAGAGAGGUUAUCACCGUGAAAGAGGUCAAGAGGUCAUUCUAUGAGAGGUCAUUUUGUAGAGGUCAACCUGUAACAGAGGUAAGAGGUCAUCCUCUAGAGAGGUCAUCCUAUAAGAGAAGUCAUCCUCUAGGAGAGAUCAUCCUUUAUGAGAGGUCAUCCUGUAUGAGAGGUCAUCCUGUCAAGAAGUCAUCCUAUGAGAGCUCAUCCUGUAAGAAAGAUCAUUCUAUAUGUGAGGUCAUCCUUUUUGAGAGGUCAUACUAUGAGAAGUCAUCUUGUAUGAGAGGUCAUCCUAUGAGAGGUCAUCUUAGGUCAUCCUGUAUGAGAGGUCAUCCUGUAAGAGAAGUCAUCCUGGAAGAGAGGUCACCUUGUAAGAAGUCAAGAGGUCAUCCUAGAGGUCAUCCUGUAGAGAUGUCAUCCUGUAAAAGAGGUCAUCCUGAAAAGAGGUCAUCCUGUUAUCUUGUAAGAGAGGUCAUCCUGAAAGGAGGUCAUCCUAUAAGAGGUCAUCCUAUGAGAGAGAUCAUCCUGGGAGAGGUCAUCCUGAAGGGUCAUCCUGUCAUCUUGUAUGAGAGGUCAUCCUGUAUGAGAGGUCAUCCUGUAAGAGAGGUGAUCCUGUCAUCCUGUAUGAGAGGUAAUCCUGUAAGAGAGGUUAUCACCCUGAAAGAAGUCAAGAGGUCAUUCUAUGAGAGGUCAUCUUGUGUGAGACAUCAUCCUAUGCGAGAGGUCAUUUUGUGUGAGAGGUCAUCCUUUAUGAGAUGUCAUCCUAGGUCAUCCUAUGAGAGGUCAUCUUGUAUGAAGGGUCAUCUAUAUGAGAGGUCAUCCUAUAUGAGAGGUCAUCCUAGAGGUCAUCCUAAAAAGAGGUCAUCCUGUAAGAGGUUUAUAGAUCAUCCUAUGAGAGGUCAUCCUAUAUGGGAGGUCAUCCUGAAUGAGAGGUCAUGCUGUAGAGAGGAGAGGUCAAACUUUAAGAGAGGUCAUCCUGUCAUCUUAUAUGAGAGGUCAUCCUAUAAGAGAGGUCAUCCUGAAAGAGAGGUCAUCAUGAAAAAUAGGUCAUCUGUAAAGAGGUCAUCAUGUAGGAGAGGUCAUCUAAUAAGAGGUCAAGAGGUCAUCCUAGGUAAUCCUAUAAGAGAUGAAGAGGUCAUCCUGUAUGAAAGGUCAUCCUAUAAGAGAGAUCAUCUUGUAAGAGAGGUCAUACUAGAGGUUAUCAUCCUGAAAGAGGUCAAGAGGCCAUUCUAUGAGAUGUCAUCUUGUGUGAGACAUCAUCCUAUGUGGGAGGUCAUCCUUUAUGAGAUGUCAUCCUGUACGAGAGGUUAUCUGUUAAGAGAAAUCAUCCUGUCAUCCUCUAUGCGAGGUCAUCCUGUACGAGAGGUCAUCCUCUUCUUGAGAGGUCAUCCUCUUGUUGAGAGGUCGUCCUCUUGUAGAGAGGUCAACUUGUCAUCCUAUGAGAGGUCAUUUUGUAAAAGAAGUAAUCCUGUAAGAGAGGUCAUCCUGAAAAGAGAUCAUCCUGUUAGAGGUUAUCCUAGAGUUCGUCCUCUUGUAGAGAGGUCAAUAUGUAAGAGAGGUAAGAGGUCAUCCUUGAAGAGAUCAUCCUAUAUGAGAGGUCAUCCUGGAAGAGAGGUCAUCCUAAAAGAGAGGUCAACCUAUAAGAGAGGUCAUCCUAUGAGAGGUCAUCUUAGAGGUCAACCUAUAAGAAAGGUAAGAGGUCAUCCUCUAGAGAGGUCAUCCUGUAAGAGAAGUCAUCCUGUAGGAGAGAUCAUCCUUUAUGAGAGGUCAUCUUGUAUGAGAGGUCAUCCUGUAAUAGAGGUCGCCCUGUCAUCUUAUAUGAGAGAUCAUCCUGUAAGAGAGGUUAUCUUGAAAGGAGGUCAUUCUGUAAGAGAGAAGUCAUCUUCUAAGAGAGGUCAUCCUGUAAGAGAGGUCAUCCUGAAUGAGAGGUCAUCGUUGAUCAUCCUAUAUGAGAGGUCAUCCUGUAUGAGAGGUCAUGCUAUAGAGAGGUCAUCCUGUAAAAGGGGUCAUCCUGAAAAGAUGUCAUCCUGUCAUCUUAUAAGAGGUCAAAAGGUCAUCUUGUAUGAGAGGAAAUCCUGUCGUCCUCCUAUAGAGAUGUCGUCCUCUUGUAGAGAGGUCAACCUGUCAUCCUCCAUUAGAGGUCGACUUCUUGUAGAGAGGUCAACCCAUAAGAGAGGUAAGAGGUCAUCCUCUAGAGAGGUCAUCCUGUCAUCCUAUGAGAGGUCAUCCUAUGAGAUGUCAUCUUGUACGAGAGAAGUCAUCCUGUAUGAGAGGUCAUCCUAUGAGAGGUCAUCUUGUAUGAGAGGUCAUUCUGUAAAAGGUCAUCCUGGAAGAGAGGUCAUCCUGAGAGGUCAUCUCCUUGAAAAGAGGUCAUAUUGUAAGAGGUCAAGAUGUCAUCAUAUGAGAGGUCAUCCUAUGAGAGGUCAUCUAGUAAGAGAUGUCAUCCUAGAUGAGAGGUCAUCCUGUAUGAGAGGUCGUCCUGUAAGAAAAGUCAUCCUGGAAGAGAGGUCAUCCUAUAAGAGGUCAACAGGUCAUACUGUCAUCCUAUAUGAGAGGUCAUCCUGUCAUCCUAUGAGAGGUCAUUCUGAAAAGAGGUCAUCCUAUAUGAAAGGUCAUCCUGUAAGAGAGGUCAUCUUGUCAUCAUGUAAGAGAGGUUAUCCUGUAAAAGAGGUCAUUACCCUGAAAAGAGGUCAUCCUGUAAGUGGUCAUCCUGUAGAGAAGUCAUCAUUUAUGAGAGGUCAUCCUGUAGAGAGGUCAUCUUGUAGAGAGGUCAUCUUGUAG
Sphenostylis stenocarpa is the source of this 2811-nucleotide messenger RNA. NCBI's taxonomy places the organism in Eukaryota, Viridiplantae, Streptophyta, Magnoliopsida, Fabales, Fabaceae. The record is from the annotation of a GenBank genome assembly.